AUGGCCAGAUGGGACUCCCUCAAGGCGCACUUAUUUGACGUAAAAAUCCUUGAGGAACUUGCGAGAUUCCUCUGCUUUCAGCCCUACAACGUCAAAUAUAACAUUCAACAGCACCUUUUCUCUCUCUUUAAUUACGCCAUGAGCUUUUGAGCUUAUCACUUUCUCGAACUUUACGCUGUAAACGCUGGCGACUAUUUAAAUGCAAACAAAGACCCGAUUAAUACGUUAAAUCAAAAUGUGAUGUCAG
Messenger RNA from Pyricularia oryzae 70-15, 247 nucleotides. RefSeq lists its product as uncharacterized. Bases 1 to 150 code for a protein of 49 amino acids. Lineage: Eukaryota; Fungi; Ascomycota; Sordariomycetes; Magnaporthales; Pyriculariaceae. The record is from RefSeq and is a predicted model, not a curated record. The transcript is spliced from 4 exons.